AUGGCUCUCCACACUAUUUCUAUCAAGCGGACUAUGGAUUUUGAAGCGAAAGCAAUGUUGCAGUAUCUUAGGAAUAGGUUACUUAGAGGAAAUUUGCAUAGGCACCCGGCGGCCGCGGGUUGCCUCCCCGCGGACCGGUCCUGCUUCGCGGUCGCCGUCUCCGUCGGCGCGCCCUACGCCUCGCGCCGCGACUCCUCCUCCUCCGCCGCCGCCGCCGCCGCCGCCACGCCCGCGCGCCCCUGCUGCACCACCACCUCCUACAUCGCCGUCCUCGGCAUCAGCUUCGGGUCCCUCCUCUCCAUCCUGCUCAUCCUGUGCGCCAUCCGGUGGUACCUCGUGCGGCGCUCCGCGACUCGGGACGCGGCGGCCGAGGCCGCCGCCGCGGCGGAGCCGGACAAGAAGUGCUUCACGGGGCUGGACGCCGACGCCAUCGCCGCGCUGCCGGAGUUCGUGUACCGCAAGGAGGAGGCCGCCGAGGAGCGCGAGUGCGCGGUCUGCCUGGGCGCGCUGGCGGAGGGCGACGCCGCGCGGCUGCUGCCCCUGUGCAUGCACCUCUUCCACCGGGGCUGCGUCGACGUCUGGCUCAGGGAGCACUCCACGUGCCCCGUGUGCCGCGCCGAGGCGGUGGCCGUAAGGCGGGGCGGGGAGGGUGCCGCCGGCAAGGAGCAGGAGGCUGGCGGCACGUCACGACCGUCCACGUCGCCGCCGCCGCAGGACAGCCUCCUGGUGCUGGACGACGGGGAAAGGGACCUGGAGGCGCAGCUCUAG
Panicum virgatum (switchgrass) is the source of this 768-nucleotide messenger RNA. Its product is annotated as RING-H2 finger protein ATL8-like. The record is from RefSeq and is a predicted model, not a curated record. NCBI's taxonomy places the organism in Eukaryota, Viridiplantae, Streptophyta, Magnoliopsida, Poales, Poaceae. The transcript has 2 exons. The coding region runs from base 1 to 768 and encodes 255 amino acids.